AUGUUAGGAAGACUCUUAUAUCACGGAAACUCAGGCAGGUCCAUUCAAAAGUUUAUUUUGAGUCCUGUCUGGAGAAGAUCUAUACAUGUGAAGACGCUUACUACUCCGAAUGACAAUGCCUUGAAGUUUGUUUCCACCGAUGGAGAGCUCCUUCAGGAGAAGGGCAAACAGAGUGUGGAAAUCAAAAACACAGAUGAGGAACUGUUAAAGCAUGCGCCAUUUCCAGCUAAGAUUUUUCAGCAAUGUCCUGGGGUUGAAUCCAUGAUGAUUGGGGAUGAUUUUGUCACGAUCAAUAAGGACGAGAUGAUGCACUGGAACCAGGUUACCCCUACAGUUAUUGACCUUUUGGUGCAGCAUUUGGCUAGUGGGAAACCAACAUUCUUACCAGAUUUCUACUCGGUACACCAAGACGGUGUGGGAUAUGACGUGAAUGUUCCUAAAUUUGAAUAUGACGAAGACGAACAAGAGAUUAGCGAAAUGAUUGAUGAGUUGAUCCAAACUAGAAUUAGACCAGCCAUUAUGGAUGAUGGUGGAGAUAUUCAGUACCGUGGCUGGGACCCAAAGACCGGAACAGUCUAUUUGAAGUUACAAGGUGCAUGCAAAUCGUGCUCUUCGAGUGAGGAUACUUUGAAACACGGGAUCGAGGCCAUGUUGAAACAUUAUAUCGAAGAAGUCGAAGAUGUUGUCCAAAUACUAGAUCCCGAGGAACAAAUUGCCCUAGCAGAAUUUGAAAAGCUAGAGAAGAAGCUCGAAGGCAGCAGAAAGUGA
This is a messenger RNA of Kluyveromyces marxianus DMKU3-1042, 768 nucleotides long. RefSeq names its product Nfu1p (gene NFU1). The coding region runs from base 1 to 768 and encodes 255 amino acids. NCBI's taxonomy places the organism in Eukaryota, Fungi, Ascomycota, Saccharomycetes, Saccharomycetales, Saccharomycetaceae. The record is from RefSeq and is a predicted model, not a curated record. Gene Ontology annotation, cellular component: mitochondrion. Gene Ontology annotation, biological process: iron-sulfur cluster assembly. Gene Ontology annotation, molecular function: iron ion binding; iron-sulfur cluster binding. The transcript has a single exon.